This is a messenger RNA of Tarenaya hassleriana, 690 nucleotides long. RefSeq names its product 60S ribosomal protein L35a-3. Gene Ontology annotation, cellular component: cytosolic large ribosomal subunit; ribosome. Bases 79 to 417 code for a protein of 112 amino acids. NCBI's taxonomy places the organism in Eukaryota, Viridiplantae, Streptophyta, Magnoliopsida, Brassicales, Cleomaceae. The transcript has 5 exons. Gene Ontology annotation, molecular function: structural constituent of ribosome. Gene Ontology annotation, biological process: cytoplasmic translation; ribosomal large subunit biogenesis. The record is from RefSeq and is a predicted model, not a curated record.
CAGCAGUUAGGGUUUUAUUUCUCUCUCGCACUUGGGUUAAUUCGCCGGAGGCUGGAGGAAGAUCAUCUUGGAUCGAAAAUGGUGAAGGGUCGUCAAGGAGAGAGAGUCAGAUUGUACGUAAGAGGAACAGUCCUUGGAUACAAGAGAUCAAAAUCAAACCAGUACCCGAACACGUCCCUCGUCCAGAUCGAGGGUGUGAAUACCCAGGAAGAGGUGGCAUGGUACUUGGGGAAACGUAUGGCUUACAUCUACAAGGCAAAGACUAAACAGAACGGGUCACACUACCGUUGCAUAUGGGGAAAGGUCACCAGACCUCAUGGUAACAGUGGCGUUGUCCGAGCCAAGUUCAAGUCAAACCUUCCUCCAAAGUCUAUGGGAGCUAGAGUCCGUGUCUUCAUGUACCCAAGCAACAUAUAAGGAGGCAAGAUUCGAAAUCUUGGUUCAUUCUGCAACAAUCAGAAGGCAACAAGUUUAUCUAUCACCUUGUUUCUGGAGUUUUGAUCCCUUUCAUUCUGCAACAUCCACCAGUGCUUGAUGUCAUAUGUCUUUGUCCUCACUCGACUUAGAUACAUUAUUUUUCUUGGAAAAUUUACAGUUUUGAUGAAUUGAAUUCCAUCAAUCAUUGUUUCUUACGUUGCUCAAUUGUAUAACACUGUUCUUCAGUUAGAAAUCAUCCCUCCAUUAUGUCUA